GCUCAUUAGCGCAUGCGCACUAACCUGUCGUAAACAUUGUAGUAUUGCUGUCAGAUACUAAAUGCAUUUUCACAAUAUAGCUGGCUAGUGCGAAGUACCGGUGGGGUUUGAGGAAAGAGUCGUUAGCUACAGUUAAUUAACUAACAAAAUGGCGAUAUGUCAUGUUGAAUAGGUAGUCGAGGAGUUGGUGUCAUUAUUCGCCGACUGAGUCGACGAUAAGGCUGCACAUUGUAACGGAAGUGGCUAACGUUGCUAAGUUUGAGUAAUUAGCUAGGUAGCUGGCUAGCUGGUUAAAGAAAGGGCCGCGGACCCGGUCCCUCAUUUCAAAUUAGCCAUCUGGUUAGAUGUUUCGGUUAAGAUUGUGUUUUUAUUAUCAGACUCCACACGUUAUAUUGAUGUGAAGAGGACAGUCCGCUGUCGUUCAAGAUGGAGGCCGCCGAAGAAGCUGAUAUAUGCAGGGUGUGCCGGUCUGAAGCGACCCACGACAAGCCCCUCUACCACCCAUGCGUCUGCACUGGCAGCAUUAAGUUUAUCCACCAAGAAUGCUUGGUCCAGUGGCUGAAACACAGCAGGAAAGAGUACUGCGAAUUAUGCAAGCACCGCUUUGCUUUCACGCCCAUUUAUUCCCCAGACAUGCCUUCCCGGCUCCCAGUCCAGGACAUCUUCGCUGGACUCGUGACCAGUAUCGGCACGGCUAUCCGGUACUGGUUCCACUACACGCUGGUGGCCUUCGCCUGGCUGGGUGUGGUUCCCCUUACAGCCUGUCGCAUCUACAAGUGCUUGUUUACUGGCUCUGUGAGCUCUCUCCUGACCCUGCCGCUGGACAUGCUGUCCACGGAGAACCUGCUGGCCGACUGCCUGCAGGGCUGCUUUGUGGUCACGUGCACGCUGUGCGCCUUCAUCAGCCUUGUGUGGCUGCGGGAGCAGAUCGUCCACGGCGGCGCCCCCCAGUGGCUGGAGCAGAAUCAGCAGCAGGCUCAUAACGUGGCAGGGCCGGCCAAUGAGGCCCCCGGUGCUGGGCACAGGCCUGCCGAGAACCAGCCCGCCCCGGCGCCUGUUGACCCCCCGGCCGAGAACGUGGCGGCUGCUGGGGUCCCUGCAGCCCCCGACGUCCCAGGGGAUCCCGCAGAGGAGCUGGAAGCGGACGACGAAGUCGAAGCAGCAGCCGAGGACGCCGCUGAUGGCAACAACGGCGCACAAGAUGACAUGAACUGGAAUGCACUGGAGUGGGACAGGGCGGCUGAGGAGCUGACGUGGGAGAGGAUGCUGGGACUGGAUGGUUCCUUGGUCUUCCUGGAGCACGUCUUCUGGGUGGUGUCCCUGAACACGCUCUUCAUCCUGGUGUUCGCUUUCUGCCCCUAUCACAUCGGGCACUUCUCCGUGGUGGGACUGGGAUUCGAGGACUACGUGAAAGCCUCGCACUUCGAAGGCCUGAUCACCACCAUCGUGGGCUACGUCCUCCUGGCCGUCACCUUGAUCGUCUGCCACGGCUUGGCCGCGGUUGUGCGCUUCCAGCGAUCCCGCCGGUUGCUGGGGGUGUGUUAUAUCGUGGUGAAGGUCUCCUUGCUGGUCGUCGUGGAGAUUGGCGUCUUCCCGCUCAUCUGCGGGUGGUGGCUGGACAUCUGCUCCCUGGAGAUGUUCGACGCCUCUCUGAAGGACAGAGAGAUGAGCUUCACCUCUGCUCCUGGGACGACCAUGUUCCUGCACUGGCUCGUCGGCAUGGUCUAUGUCUUCUACUUCGCAUCUUUUAUUCUCUUACUGCGAGAGGUGCUGCGCCCUGGCGUCCUGUGGUUUCUGAGAAACCUGAACGAUCCCGAUUUUAACCCGGUGCAGGAAAUGAUCCACCUGCCAAUAUACAGACACCUGCGCAGAUUCAUUUUAUCAGUGGUCGUGUUUGGGUCCAUCGUCCUCCUGAUGUUAUGGCUGCCCAUUCGAAUAAUCAAGCAAGUUUUACCGAGCUUUCUGCCGUACAACGUGAUGCUCUACAGCGACGCCCCCGUCAGCGAGCUGUCCCUGGAGCUGCUGCUGCUGCAGGUGGUGCUUCCCGCGCUGCUGGAGCAGGGCCACACGCGGCAGUGGCUGAAGGGCCUGGUGCGCGCCUGGACCGUCACCGCCGGAUACCUGCUGGACCUGCACUCCUACCUCCUGGGAGAUCAGGAGGAGAAUGAGAACAAUGGGAACCAGCAGGCUCGUAACAACAACAACAACGGCGCCGCCCCGGUGGUGGGCGAGGGGUUGCACGCCGCCCACCAGGCCAUCCUGCAGCAGGGCGGCCCCGUCGGCUUCCAGCCCUACCACCGGCCCAUCCGGUUCCCCUUCAGGAUCGUACUGCUCAUCCUCUUCAUGUGUCUGACUCUUCUGCUGGCGAGUCUGCUCUGCCUCACGCUGCCCGUGUUUACGGGCCGCUGGCUGAUGUCAUUCUGGACGGGAAGCGCGAAGAUCCACGAGCUGUACACGGCGGCGUGCGGCCUGUACGUGUGCUGGCUGAGCGUGCGCGCCAUCACCGUCAUGCUGGCCUGGAUGCCCCAGGGCCGCAGGGUCAUCCUGCUCAAGGUGCACGAGUGGAUGCUCAUGAUCAUCAAGACACUGGUAGUCGCCAUCCUGCUGGCUGGGGUUAUCCCCCUGCUGCUGGGGCUGUUGUUUGAGCUGGUCAUCGUGGCCCCCCUCCGCGUCCCCUUGGAUCAGACGCCUCUCUUCUACCCCUGGCAGGACUGGGCCCUUGGAGUUCUGCACGCCAAAAUCAUAGCGGCCGUCACUCUUAUGGGUCCCCAGUGGUGGCUCAAGACCGUGAUCGAGCAGGUGUACGCUAACGGGAUUCGCAACAUCGACCUGCAUUUCAUCAUCCGCAAACUGGCUGCCCCCGUCAUCGCCGUCCUGCUGCUGUCCCUCUGCGUGCCCUACGUCAUCGCCGCCGGGAUUGUCCCCGCUGUCGGCGUCGCCAAGGAGAUGCAGAACCUGGUCCAGCGCCGGAUCUACCCCUUCCUGCUCAUGGUGGUGGUGCUGAUGGGAAUCCUCUACUUUCAAAUCCGCCAGUUCAAACGCCUUUACGAGCAUAUCAAGAACGACAAGUACCUGGUUGGCCAGCGGCUGGUGAAUUACGAACGCAAAUCUGGCAAAGCGAUCUCAUCUCCUCCCAGCAGUCCCCCACAGGAGUAGCUCCCACUUGACUGUCUUUGUGGGGGGACACUUGCCCUUGUUGUCUCGUUUUGCAUCAGAAUUACAAAGCCUGCUCCCCAACCACCCCCCCCCCCGUCC
Molecule: messenger RNA, 3255 nt
Organism: Paramormyrops kingsleyae
Lineage: Eukaryota; Metazoa; Chordata; Actinopteri; Osteoglossiformes; Mormyridae
Product: E3 ubiquitin-protein ligase MARCHF6
Biological process (GO): ERAD pathway
Cellular component (GO): endoplasmic reticulum membrane
Molecular function (GO): zinc ion binding
Source: RefSeq, a predicted model, not a curated record